AUGGCUGAAGCUCACUCAGAAACUGGGGUCCUUGAAUCUUUUUCGCCAAGGAGAGGAAGGUAUUUUUUCAUCCAAUUCAUCGUCCUAUUUUUCCUUUUCUUCGGAGUGAGUAGUUGUUAUCAUUUCUACAGCGAGGCUAAGAGGCAAGCAGGUGAAACAGAUCCAUCUUUACACUUGAUCAGGAAUUCUAUCUUUGGGUUCUUAUUGUCAGCUGGAAUGCUUACUGCAUAUGCUUUAAUGUACCGGUGGUACCAGCGUUGA
Kluyveromyces marxianus DMKU3-1042 is the source of this 261-nucleotide messenger RNA. RefSeq lists its product as uncharacterized. The transcript has a single exon. Lineage: Eukaryota; Fungi; Ascomycota; Saccharomycetes; Saccharomycetales; Saccharomycetaceae. The record is from RefSeq and is a predicted model, not a curated record. The coding region runs from base 1 to 261 and encodes 86 amino acids.